AUGGCCAACAGUAAUCUGCCCCGAAGAAUCAUCAAGGAAACUCAACGUCUGCUCAGUGAACCGGCUCCCGGUAUAAGUGCCUCUCCAUUUGAGGAUAAUAUGCGUUAUUUCAACGUUAUGGUUCUUGGUCCUUCACAAUCACCUUAUGAAGGGGGAGUUUUCAAGUUGGAGCUCUUUUUGCCUGAAGAAUACCCUAUGGCAGCUCCCAAGGUUAGGUUUCUCACCAAGAUUUACCAUCCUAACAUUGAUAAGCUUGGAAGAAUCUGUCUUGAUAUUCUGAAAGACAAAUGGAGCCCUGCACUACAAAUACGUACCGUGCUCUUAAGUAUUCAAGCUCUUCUGAGUGCACCAAACCCCGAUGAUCCAUUGUCUGAGAACAUCGCCAAGCAUUGGAAGAGUAAUGAGGCAGAAGCUGUGGAGACAGCUAAGGAAUGGACCCGUCUUUAUGCAAGCGGUGCCUGA
Molecule: messenger RNA, 462 nt
Organism: Microthlaspi erraticum
Lineage: Eukaryota; Viridiplantae; Streptophyta; Magnoliopsida; Brassicales; Brassicaceae
Source: the annotation of a GenBank genome assembly